UCGGUGUCUGGAGACGAGUUCAGCUCGCUCGCUGAGAGAGCGCAGGCUUUUCCCUGCGCCCGUGUUUACACCUUGGUAUUGUUGUGCGGAGCUGAGAGCUAGAGGAUGAAGGCAAGAAGAUAGCAGUUCGCAAGGUGGAGCGGACAGACGCACUCUAUAGUGGACACGUCUCAGACAACUUUAACACUGAGAGGGAAACCCGGGUUCUUAUUCCCCCCCAGACUUUAAAAAGCAUGAGCUUCAUGGAAGUGUCACUCUGACAAAACUUGUUUUUUCAUGGAGAGAAGAAUCUUUCUUACUCCGAACAGUAAUGAAAGUUUUGAUUUUAUCCAUGCUUCUUUUUAGCUACCGUUUUUGACCACUGCCUGUUUAACGGGGAAAUUAUAAAGAAAGCCAUUACUUAUGCCUAUUUUUUUGUUUUGAAGAAAAGUCAAGGAUUCAUUUCGGGGUUGUUUGUGCUAAUCUGACUUCGUUCAUAAGGAUAAUAGAAAAAGAAAAGGCCAGUCUCAUAUUAUUUCGAAUUUGAAAAGUCUGUUUUCUUCAAAGUCUACAGUUUUAAAAUUAAUUGUGGAGGUGAAAGGGGGAACCGCUUGCAAGAACACCCCGGGACAUUGCACAGUGGCGUAGCCGGGGAGCGAUGCACGUAUCACGGUUAAAGCGUUCCUGGGCUGUCGGUCCUGUCUUGGUUCUUCUGAUGUGCGUCUCCUCCGUCUCUGAAGCAGGUAGUGAUUACAGCGAGGUGCUGCCGGAUUCCUUCCCCUCUGCCCCCGCAGAGCCUCUGCCGGUGUUCCAGCAGGAGCCAGAAGAUGCCUACAUCGUCAAAAACAAGCCAGUGGACCUCCGCUGCCGUGCCACGCCUGCCACACAGAUCUACUUCAAGUGCAACGGCGAGUGGGUCAACCAGAACGACCACGUGACCCGCGAGAGCCUGGACCAGAUCACAGGGCUGGUGGUGAGAGAGGUGGAUAUCUCUGUGUCCAGAACGCAGGUGGAGGAGCUGUUUGGGCUGGAGGAUUAUUGGUGCCAGUGUGUGGCCUGGAGCUCUGCGGGCACCACCAAGAGCACACGGGCGUAUGUGCGCAUUGCCUACCUGCGGAAGAACUUCGAGCAGGAGCCGCUGGGGAAGGAGGUGCCCCUGGAGGACCAGGUGCUACUGCAGUGUCGCCCACCAGAAGGCAUUCCCGCCGCUGAGGUGGAGUGGCUGAAGAACGAGGACCCUAUUGAUCCGUCCAUGGAUUCUAACUUCUUGAUCACUAUCGAUCACAACUUGAUCAUCAGGCAGGCGCGGCUGUCCGAUACGGCCAAUUAUACAUGUGUGGCGCGCAACGUCGUGGCCAAGCGCCGCAGUACCACAGCCACUGUCGUUGUAUAUGUGAACGGGGGCUGGUCAACAUGGACGGAGUGGUCUCCCUGCAACGCCCGGUGCGGGAGGGGCUGGCAGAGGCGCACGCGCACCUGCACCAACCCCGCUCCCCUGAAUGGGGGAGCCUUCUGUGACGGGGCCCCCUUCCAUCGCAUUUCCUGCACCACCCUGUGCCCAGUGGAUGGAGGCUGGACCGAGUGGACAAAGUGGUCGGCCUGCAGCACGGAGUGCACGCACUGGCGCAGCCGGGAGUGCCAGGCACCCGCGCCGCGUAACGGGGGCCGCGACUGCAGCGGCGUGCUGCUGGAGAACAAGAACUGCACCGACGGGCUCUGCAUGCACAAUAAAAAGCUUUUUGUUGAACAUAAAAUCCAUCCUGUCGAGGCCUCAGGGGAUGUGGCAUUGUACGCUGGCCUGGUAGUGGCCAUACUCCUCUCGUUUGUGAUCCUGAUGGUGGUGGGCGUGGUCGUAUACCGGCGCCACUGCCGCGACUUUGACACUGACAUCACAGACUCCUCUGCCGCGCUCACUGCUGGGUUCCACCCCAUCAACUACAAGCCUCCGCGGCAAGAUAACCCCCAGCUCCUUCAUCCCUCUGCCCCCCCUGACCUGACGGCCACAGCCGGCUCAUACCGGGGGCCGAUGUACUCCCUGCAGGACUCUGCUGACAAGAUCCCCAUGACCACCUCGCCCCUGCUGGACCCCCUCCCCAGCCUCAAGAUCAAGGUGUACAACUCCUCCACGCUGUCCUCGCUGGAGCUGCCCAAUGGGAGCGGGCUGCAGGACGGCGAGACUCUGAACAUGAAAGGCCAGGGCCUGGGGCCAACCCCCUACAGCCACACCCUGCCGCGUGAGCCGGGACACAGCGCUAGUGCCACUCUGGGCUGCCUUGGCGGGAGGCUGACCAUCCCAAACACAGGGGUCAGUUUGUUGGUCCCUCCAGGAACAAUUCCACAGGGGAAAUUCUAUGAAAUGUACCUCAUCAUCAACAAGUGGGAAAAUACCAUACUGCCCUCGGAUGGCACCCAGACGGUGCUGAGCCCAGCGGUGACCUGCGGUCCGACCAGCAUGCUGCUGUGCCGCCCUGUGCUUCUGACUGUCCCGCACUGUGCUGACCUGGAUAGCUCAGACUGGACCCUGCAGCUCAAGACUCAGUGCCACCAGGGCACAUGGGAGGAGGUGGUGACUCUGGGAGAGGAGAACCUGUCCACGCCCUGUUACUGCCAGCUGGAGUCGCGGUGCUGCCACGUGUUACUGGACCAGCUGGGCACCUACAGCCUGGUUGGGCAGUCCGGCUCACACCCGGCCUCCAAGCGCCUGCAGCUUGCCCUCUUCGCCCCCAUGCCCUCUCUGUCGCUCGACUACAGCCUCCGGAUCUACUGCACUCAGGACACCCCUCACGCUCUCAAGGAGGUGGUGGAGUUAGAGCGCAGUCUGGGGGGCUGCCUACUGGAGGAGCCCAAGCCACUGCUGUUCAAAGACAGCUACCAUAACCUGCGGCUGUCCAUCCACGACAUCCCUCACUCCCACUGGAGGAGCAAACUGCUUGCCAAGUACCAGGAGAUCCCUUUCUAUCACAUUUGGAGCGGCAGCCAGCGCACGCUGCACUGUACCUUCAGUCUGGAACGGAGCAGUCUGGCUGUCUCGGAGCUUACCUGCAAGAUCUGUGUGCGCCAGGUGGAAGGGGAGGGGCAGAUUUUCCAGUUGCACACUUCCUUGCAGGAGGACGUGACUCCUUUCAAUCCGUUCCCAGUGGCUGGGGGCUGUGUGCCUUCCACUCAGGUGGGCCCCUACGCCUUCAGACUACCUGCCUCCAUUCGCAACAAGAUUUGUGCCAGCCUGGAUGCCCCCAGUGCCCGUGGCAGUGACUGGAGACUUCUGGCUCACCGACUAGGCUUUGACAGGUAUCUGAAUUAUUUUGCCACAAAGCCAAGCCCAACGGGCGUGCUGCUGGACCUGUGGGAGGCGUGUCACCAUGACGACGCCGACCUGAACUCGCUGGCCAGCGCGCUGGAAGAGAUGGGCAAGAGUGAGGUGCUGGUCGUCAUGGCAACCGAGGGUGACUGUUAAGCAGGCGGGCGAGACUGCAAGCACAAACGGGGCGCCGUGAGCUCACAAACCUUGAGGACCACGCUCCACGUGUGUCCCCCAGAAACUCCACAUGUGGCACUCUGCACCCAUUGAAGUGAGAGCUCCCCAUUACCGAUUCAGUGCACAGCAACCCUCAUCAUCUUGCACAGGCCCGCCUGAGGCCUAUCACAGACAGGACGCUCUGGCCAGGUCUCUCAGGGAUUUCGCAGUGCAGUGUUAUUUGCAUCAGGUACCAUCGCACAGAAUGGCAGAGCUGGGCUGUGCACAGACUGUGCCGUACCCCACAGCGAAGCCUGUGCCUGCGUGUCAGUGGACUUCUUCGAUUCGCCUGAUCGACUCUGCUGCUUUAGGGGGGUGGGGGAAUUUGAUCAGGGGGCAGGGGGUGUGUGUAGGGGUGUGGGGAUGCUGCCUGCUUGUUUGUGUGAUUGUGCCCCACAGGGAGCUUGAUUCCCUUUUAUUGCCUUAGAAUCUUUCGCCAGGUCACUCCAGUAUGGAUCCAGUACACCAGAUCAGUGGGUGGGUUUGGACAAAGAAUCCCAGGGGAGCCUGAAUGAUUUGUUUUUUUUUAG
Molecule: messenger RNA, 4023 nt
Organism: Lepisosteus oculatus (spotted gar)
Lineage: Eukaryota; Metazoa; Chordata; Actinopteri; Semionotiformes; Lepisosteidae
Gene: unc5b
Product: unc-5 netrin receptor B
Biological process (GO): netrin-activated signaling pathway; anterior/posterior axon guidance
Cellular component (GO): membrane
Molecular function (GO): netrin receptor activity; protein binding
Source: RefSeq, a predicted model, not a curated record